GUAAACGUGGACACACUGCAUACAAGAGAACAAGAAAGCUAGGCACUGCAGCGAUUUACAUCCAAACCCCCAGUAGCGUUCCACAAACAAAUACUUGUCUGAAUUUGUUGAAAGAAGUGUGGUUUGGUUGGUUAUUCUGAGCAGACGGGUUUGCAAAAGAAAGAGCUGAAGACGUGCGAAGAUGAGGGUGGGUGAAGGAAGGUUCUGUGAGGAGUUCUCACCUGGGUAUUAUGGGGUUUGCGCCGUUGGAGGGAUGCUUAGUGCUGGGACCACCCAUCUUGCUAUUACACCUCUUGAUGUCUUGAAAGUCAAUAUGCAGGUGAAUCCAAUCAAGUAUAAUAGCAUUUUGUCAGGGUUCUCUACCCUUUGGAAAGAGCAGGGCCCGUCUUCUCUUUGGAGGGGUUGGUCUGGCAAGUUAUUUGGAUAUGGUGUUCAAGGAGGCUGCAAAUUUGGUCUUUACGAGUACUUUAAGAGGCUUUACUCCAAUGUCUUGGUGGAUCAAAACAGGACUUUAAUAUUCUUCCUCAGCAGUGCAUCUGCUCAAGUAUUUGCUGAUAUGGCACUCUGUCCUUUUGAAGCUGUUAAGGUUCGUGUCCAAACACAGCCCAAUUUUGCAAAGGGUUUGGCUGAUGGAUUUCCAAAACUUUAUAAGACGGAAGGGCCUGCAGGCUUCUAUAAGGGGCUUUUGCCACUCUGGGGGCGGAAUCUUCCAUUCUCUAUGGUAAUGUUCUCAACAUUUGAGCAUUCAGCGGACCUUAUAUAUCGAAAUGUCUUUCAAAGGAGGAAGGAAAAUUGUACUAGAGCUCAACAACUUGGCGUCACAUGCUUGGCAGGGUAUGCAGCUGGAGCAGUUGGUACCAUAAUCUCUAACCCUGCUGACGUUAUUGUUUCCUCUCUUUACAAUAACAAGGCUGAGAAUGCAUUACAGGCAGCCAAGAACAUCGGGUUUUCUAAUCUUUUUACUAGGAGUCUUCCUGUUCGGAUUACACUUGUUGGGCCACUUAUUACAAUGCAGUGGUUCUUCUAUGACACCAUCAAAGUGUUAAGUGGACUGCCUACUAGUGGAGGGUCCAUAAGACAUCUGGAUGAAACUGAUUCAUCAGCUUAUUAAGCUCUUGGGGACGAGGACUACCAGUUUCACCUGGCCUCCUGCGACUUCGGUACAUAAUAUUGAAUCAGCUUUUAUAUUUAUCUAGUACGAGGAUUUAGCGCUUGAAAAUAGGCAUAAUUUUCAAUGUGGUUACUCUGACGCAGGAUUAUCAAAGCCUGUUUUAUUGGACCAGGCCUUAUAAGCCAGUUAGUUAAUGCACUCAAUGCCUUGAUUGCUUCAAAUCAUGAUAAUACCAUGCAAAUAUCCUCUUCUUCUCACCUAAAUUGUAACUAUUAAAAAAUAAUAAUAAUAAAGCUUGUUUUACUGU
Messenger RNA from Rubroshorea leprosula, 1418 nucleotides. Lineage: Eukaryota; Viridiplantae; Streptophyta; Magnoliopsida; Malvales; Dipterocarpaceae. The record is from the annotation of a GenBank genome assembly.